Molecule: messenger RNA, 2183 nt
Organism: Paramisgurnus dabryanus
Lineage: Eukaryota; Metazoa; Chordata; Actinopteri; Cypriniformes; Cobitidae
Gene: plekho1a
Product: pleckstrin homology domain containing, family O member 1a
Biological process (GO): regulation of myoblast fusion
Cellular component (GO): muscle cell projection membrane; ruffle membrane
Source: RefSeq, a predicted model, not a curated record
CAGGGAGUAACCAAAGCCAAUGGAGAGCCUGUGCCCGGGUUUUGCAAACCGUCAAUGUGGACAGUGCGCGUCCUGCGCUGAGAUCCAGCAUUUCAACCCAUUGAAAACAACGACAACACCUGCACGAGAGAGACUCAUUCACAAUCAAGAGGAAACACAAAUAUUUCUCUUUAAACAACAAGACAGAUCGCGGAGUAUACAUUACAUGAGACAGCAUGAAGAAAAGCCAUUUGGUGAAAAGGGGUCUUCAAGAUGCCAACCAGCCAUCAUCCCAACCAGACAAAGUAGGCUGGAUCCGCAGAUUUUCUGGGAAAGGGAUAUUCAGGAAAGUAUGGAGAAACCGCUUUGUGAUGCUUAAAGGGGAUCAGUUGUACAUAUUUGAAAAAGAGAUGAAGAAUGAUGGAAAGACCCAUGAAGUCUUUGACCUGGCUAAAUAUGAGCGCUCGGAGGAACUGAAAAAGGCCAAGAGCCACAGCAAGAAGAACCACAGUAAAUUUACACUGCUCCGUUGCCCCCAACCCGGGAACAAAAGUCCAAAUCUUGUAUUUCUGGCUGUGAGCCCUGAAGAGAAAGAAUCUUGGAUUAAUGUUUUAAAUACCGCUAUAACAAGAGCCAAGAACCGUAUUCUAGAUGAGGUCACAAUUGAGGAGGAGAGUCUUCUGGCGCACCCUACACGGGAUCGUGCCAAGAUCCCACUUGGACGCCGUUUGCCCACGCGGGGUCAUCACAUGUCUGUGGCGUCUGCCACCUCUGAUGGUAUGCUGACACUUGACUUGGUAAAUGAAGAGGAUGCUGAUGAUCAGGAUGUGUGGAUAAAGGACGGUCAUGUCAGCAUAGAUAUGCUUGCUCCUGGCCGCCGACGUGCCGGUACUGAUGUGUCCAGGCCACCAUCCUCCAUCACAGACACCAGGGUGAACACCAGCAGCUUACCACGCAAAAGUGAGGUUUCCAAUAUCUACCAGUCUCACACCCCUCAAAGUGGAAAAAAGGUGUUAGCUCAGUGUCGAAACCGCUGUGCUUCCAUGGAUGAUGCUCUAUCGAGAGGAGAGCGAAAAACAACCAAGAACGCUCUCCAGGAAACAUUAACCCAGAGCCCGACAGACCACCUGCAAAACCUGAUCAUCCAAAGACUACAGAGGACUCAAGAGCUACUGGCUGAGAUCCAGGAACAAAAGGCCCAUAUGGACAGGAUGGGAUCUUACCCCUACCUAAGAGGCAUCGACUCCCCCCGACUUCGGCAUCUCAAAGGGUUCGACUCGCCACACUCCAAGGGCUCCAGCUUACAUGGUUCUCCCCACAGCAAAAGUAUAGACUCACCUCAAUUUAGAACUGAAGAUUCAUCUGGUUCAAGAGGUAAGGACUCGCCUCGCAUAAAGACGUCUAAGGGCUACUUUCGCUCGAAGAGCAUUGACUCACCUGAUACUAAAGAACCAAGCUCACCCCAUAUAAAAUGCAUAGAUCUGAGCCACAUCAAAGGUUCAGACUCCCCUCUUUCCACGGGCUCACACUCACCCCAUUCCAAGUGUAUGGACUCUGCUUUCUUUCGGAUCUCUUACUCGCCUUGUUUAAAAAAAAAUAAGGGUACUGACUCGCCCCUCAGUGAAGGACUAGACUGGGAUAGCAGGAGGGCAGCAGCCGAACGGCUGCUACAAGAGGCCAUUUCUUCAUGGAGAGAAGCUAGAGAUGUCUUGACUGAGGUAAAGGAGCUACAAGCCAGACAGCAGAGAGGACAGCAAAUUAAAACCGAAACACCCAAAACACCCUCACAGUGCUGCAAACAUCUUUAGUCAUAUGGGGCUUUAAAAUAAAUCUGAGGAAGAAGAACAAUAAAUGGAAGUUGCUGUUUUGUUCACAUUUCCAAACUGUCCCCUGUAUUUUCUCACAGCCUAUUUAUAUAUUAGGUUCCUCUGACACAUAAACCCUUUGUCUUUGCACUUUGAAUAAUUAUUUGCUUGUCUAAAUUGGGCCCUGCUUCUAAGGAUGUUCUGGUUUACUCUUAUUGCGGUUGGUAAGCACUGAAUACUGGUUAUGAACCUGGUUUAUGGUUAGUUUGCUUUCUGGAACACCUCAGGUGUAACCUCAAGAUUAUGUCUUGAAAAUACUUGGAAAUGUGGAUUAUAAUUCAUAAUACUUUGAAUGAACAUUUUUGUAGAUAUUUGUAAUACUGCCAAAGUUUUCAAAGA